Messenger RNA from Drosophila sechellia, 750 nucleotides. RefSeq names its product protein VASP homolog. The record is from RefSeq and is a predicted model, not a curated record. Bases 1 to 750 code for a protein of 249 amino acids. Lineage: Eukaryota; Metazoa; Arthropoda; Insecta; Diptera; Drosophilidae. The transcript has a single exon.
AUGACGCCAGCGCAGGCGCCGCAGCUGACGCCGCCGCGGCCGAAGCCGGCGUCGAUGCCGACACCACCACGGCCGCCGCACACGCCGUCGACACCACCGCCGCAACCUCGCACGCCGACGCCACCACCCCAGCAGGGGGAAUGGUCGCGGUAUGACAGGCAACAGGCGUGGGAGAUUCCGCAGGCCCACGUCGGCCAGGUGGUCCGCACGUUCGAGAUGGGCGGGCGGCUAUGGCACCAACAGUCGGUGACGUGGACGUGGCCCGCAUCGGUGGAGACCGAGGACGCGCCGGAAGCCCGGGUUUGGGAAGAGGCGGAAGCGAUCGGCUGGAGAACGCCGGACCAGGUGUCCCGUGAUCCGCGGUUGCGCGCCCGAGCAAGAGAAGCAAACCCGGAGAAGGAGGGCUCGAGGGAGGAGAGCCCGGGAGAAGCAAACCCGGAGAAGGAGGAGUGGAGCUGGCCGGCGCCAGGUGAGGCGCCACCACCACCAAAGCUGCCGAGGCAGAUGUCGUGCCCGGAGGCGAGGCAACCGCCGCCCCGCCCAUGCCCCUGCAGGCAGGCGUCGCUGGACGGGCGGAAGUGGAGAGUGGUACCGACGGAAGACUGGCCGCCUCAGGUGGCCGAGGAAGCGGCUCGACAAGGAGCCCGGAAUCGAAGAGUGCACUGGGCCAAGUUGUUCGAACUGGGCGGCCAGCGCUACCGCCUUAAGGUACGGAGGGGCGAGGAGGUGAGAGUUACGGUCGCCGAAUAA